Molecule: messenger RNA, 514 nt
Organism: Psylliodes chrysocephalus
Lineage: Eukaryota; Metazoa; Arthropoda; Insecta; Coleoptera; Chrysomelidae
Source: the annotation of a GenBank genome assembly
UUUCGACAUCAAACAGGUUCCACAAAAAUGAACGCAUUCAUGGUAGUUUUUGCUCUGGCUGUAGCCACCGCUAACGCUGGAUUCAUCUCCACUGUUCAUGGUUACGCUACACCCGGAUUAGUCUCUUCUCCAUAUGCUGUUCCCCUAUCAUAUGCCGCUGUGGUACCUGCAGGUCACGGUCUAGAAGGUCAAUAUAUCCCAGACAACACCGAAAAACUAUACGACGACGGUUCUUACAGACCCCAAGCUCGCGCAAUUCCAUUGAGCCCAUCUCCUUACGGUUUGGUACCAUCCGGUUCAGGACUUGAAGGCGAGUACGUCCACGACAAUCUCGACAAACUUUACGACGAUGGUUCCUACAGACCUGAACUACAAGCUGUGCCAUUGAGCGCUACUCCUUACGGUGUAUUGACCCCAUCUGGUUCCGGAUUGGAAGGUGGUUAUGUACAUGACCACAGCGAGAGAUUGUAUGAUGAUGGUUCCUACAGACCCGGUUACUAUCAUUAAAUUUUAG